AUGUUCAGCUUGGAGCUCACAGCUUUAGUAGUGCUACUAGUGACUGUGGCACAUUCUUUAGCAAAGCCUCUUCCUGCAGCUGGGUCAGAAAAGUGGCUGUUAGCAGAGCGAUAUCUUCGGCAGUACUAUGGCUUACAACCUGGUCUCCUGGGACGAGGCCAAUCAUCAGAUAUCAUGCAUGACAAGAUCCGUGAGAUGCAGUCAUUCUUCAAGCUGGAGGUUACAGGCAGGCUUGACGACAACACACUGGAUCUAAUGAAGAUGGCCAGAUGUGGCGUGCCAGAUGUAGCCGAGUACAAUCACUUCCCCAAAGACCUCAAAUGGGACCACACUCUCGUCACAUUCAGGAUAACAAACUACACUCCUGACCUGGACGAAGAUGAUGUGGAUCGAGCCGUGCACAACGCCCUGAAAGUCUGGAGUGAUGUGACUCCUCUGAAGUUUAAGAAGCUACAUGAAGGAAAUGCUGACAUCAUGAUCAGCUUUGGAAAAAAAGAACAUGGUGACUUCAACCCAUUUGAUGGUCCUGAGGGGCUCCUUGCUCACGCUUACCCACCAGGAAAUGGCAUAGGAGGAGACACACACUUUGAUGAUGAUGAAACAUGGACAAAAGACUCACAUGAAUACAACCUGUUCUUGGUGGCAGCCCAUGAGUUUGGUCAUGCCCUCGGUAUGGCUCAUUCAUCUAACCCUGGAGCCCUGAUGUACCCAAUCUACGCAUAUGCUGGCGGUUUCCCUCUGUCUGAUGAUGACAUCAAAGGCAUUCAAUCCCUCUAUGGCCCUAACCCUGACCACAAGAAAGUCAAACCUAAACCUGUGGCUCCAAACAAAUGUGACCCCAAGUUGACCUUCGAUGCCUUGACAGAACUCCGUGGAGAGACGAUCAUUUUCAAAGACAGCUUUUACUGGCGUUUGCAUCCACAGAUGGUUGAGCCCGAGCAAACCCCCAUCAAAACCACCUGGCCACAAAUCCCAAAGAAAGUAGAUGCAGCUUAUGAGAACCCAGAGAAAGACGUUGUCAUCAUAUUCAGUGGUAUCAAAAUGUGGGCACUUAAUGGUUACACUCUGGUGGAUGGCUACCCAAAAUACAUCCACAAGCUGGGUCUUCCAAAAUCCAUCCGCAAAAUCGACGCUGCAGUGUACAUCCGGGACACAGGCAAGACUCUGCUCUUCACAGACGAGGACUACUGGAGUUAUGAUGAACAGAAAGGCGCCAUGGAUACUGGAUAUCCGAGAUCUAUUGAGGAUGACUUUCCUGGAAUAGGAGAUGAGGUGGAUGCUGUUGCCUAUCACUACGGUUAUUUGUACUUCUACCAUGAUCAAACACAGUUUGAGUACAGCUACAGUGCACGGAAAGUCAUUCGCAUCGAGAGAGUCAACUCCAUCUUCAACUGCUGAGCUCCUAUAGUGUGUAUGAAAUGAAACAACAGCUACCUAGCAGUUCAGAAAAUCUUUGUGAUGCUUCAUAUUUUUAUGAUAUGAUAUUUGACUACUGAGCUGGUAAAUCAGUAACAGUUCUGUGUAUGUAUUUAUAGUUUCAUGAGUCUGGACUCAUGCUGGAGAGUUGCCUGUGUUCAAAUGGAGUCUACUGUUCUAAAAGUAGUCGUGGAAGUUAUUAUGGGUGUGGACAGUGGUGACAAUAGUGAAAGAACAGGUUCUUUGUUGACUCAUGGACAGUGAAUAUUACAUGCAUUAUUUAAUAGUAUUAUGUAAUCUAGAGAAAUCAGUUCUUAAAUAAAAACAUUUUGGUCUA
Molecule: messenger RNA, 1753 nt
Organism: Pygocentrus nattereri (red-bellied piranha)
Lineage: Eukaryota; Metazoa; Chordata; Actinopteri; Characiformes; Serrasalmidae
Gene: mmp13b
Product: matrix metallopeptidase 13b
Exons: 10
Coding region: 1-1398 (465 amino acids)
Biological process (GO): extracellular matrix organization; collagen catabolic process; proteolysis
Cellular component (GO): extracellular matrix
Molecular function (GO): zinc ion binding; metalloendopeptidase activity
Source: RefSeq, a predicted model, not a curated record